AUGUCUGGUAAAUUGAUGUGGACCGUCACCCCAAGGCCGUAUCCCCCACAAUUUACCUCCGGUCACCUCAAGGCCGUAUCCCCCACAAUUUACCUCCGGUCACCUCAAGGCCGUAUCCCCCACAAUUUACCUCCGGUCACCUCAAGGCCGUAUCCCCCACAAUUUACCUCCGGUCACCCCAAGGCCGUAUCCCCCACAAUUUACCUCCGGUCACCCCAAGGCCGUAUCCCCCACAAUUUACCUCCGGUCACCCCAAGGCCGUAUCCCCCCAAUUUACCUCCGGUCACCUCAAGGCCGUAUCCCCCACAAUUUACCUCCGGUCACCUCAAGGCCGUAUCCCCCACAAUUUACCUCCGGUCACCCCAAGGCCGUAUCCCCCACAAUUUACCUCCGGUCACCCCAAGGCCGUAUCCCCCACAAUUUACCUCCGGUCACCUCAAGGCUGUAUCCCCCACAAUUUACCUCCGGUCACCCCAAGGCCGUAUCCCCCACAAUUUACCUCCGGUCACCUCAAGGCCGUAUCCCCCACAAUUUACCUCCGGUCACCUCAAGGCCGUAUCCCCCACAAUUUACCUCCGGUCACCUCAAGGCCGUAUCCCCCACAAUUUACCUCCGGUCACCUCAAGGCCGUAUCCCCCACAAUUUACCUCCGGUCACCCCAAGGCCGUAUCCCCCACAAUUUACCUCCGUAGUUCUUGUGAUUUUAAGUAUUUUAGUUUCCUCUUCUGUAUUAUAGAGGAUGGCUGCCAACAGCCACGCCUCUUCAAUUUCUAG
Molecule: messenger RNA, 774 nt
Organism: Octopus sinensis (East Asian common octopus)
Lineage: Eukaryota; Metazoa; Mollusca; Cephalopoda; Octopoda; Octopodidae
Product: extensin-like
Exons: 1
Coding region: 1-774 (257 amino acids)
Source: RefSeq, a predicted model, not a curated record